AUGGCUGAGCAAGUGGCUCAACCAAUUCCAAGCGAUCAGGAGAAGGGUCCAGAGGAAGUCAUACUCGCUGACAAUGAGUCCGGCUAUGCACAGCGUCCCAAGUGUUUCAACAGCACUGUCCAAGAAUGUCUUUUUGUCUUGACGGCCACGAUGGCCAUCGGUCAACAGUCUUUUUUCCAGGGCGCCAUUGUGGGAGUGACGGCGGCCAUCGGGUCAGAUCUGAACAUGAAUUCCGCCGAAGUGACCUGGAUCAACGCUGGUGCCUCUCUCAGCAGCGGCGCCUUCUUGUUGUCCUUCGGCAAGCUCGCCGACAUGUUUGGCCGCAAGACCCUGUUCAUCAUCGGCAUGGCCGGCUUCACAAUAUCCCUGCUAAUCGCCGGGUUCGCCACCAAUGCCAUUUACAUGGACGUUUUCUCCGGGGUUCUAGGUUUAUUUGCAGCGGCCGUUGUCCCGCCCGCCGUCGGAGCCCUGGGCGCAGUAUACGAAAAGCCGUCAAAGCGCAAGAACCGCGCUUUUGCAUGCUUCAGCGCGGGUAAUCCCCUCGGGUUCGUGGGCGGCAUGAUCAUUUCGGGUAUUGCGUCGAACGAGUACAAUUGGCGCGCCUCGUUCUGGGCCCUUUCUGUUGUGUAUGCCAUCUUUACGGCUCUCACGGUGUGGACGGUGCCGCCGGACGGGUUUGCCCGGACGCCUGUUAGUCUUGAGGCUGUCAAGCGGUUUGAUCUGCUGGGCACUGCGUUGGUGAUUGUUGGGUUUGCAUUUUUCUCCAGCUCGCUCUCAUUAGCCGGCGAUGCCCCUAAUGGCUGGAAAACCGGAUAUGUGCUCGCCCUCUUCCUCGUCGGCAUUUUCUUGCUCGCUGCCUUUUUGUACUGGCAGUCCAUAGCCACGCACCCAUUGAUGCCACUGUGGAUAUGGCGAGACCGGAAUUUCUCGAUCCUAAUGGCAACCUUCUGCCUCGGCUUCAUGGGCUUCUCUGCCGUAACCUUCUUCCUAGCCCUCUACCUCCAGAAAGUCGAACACCGCUCCGCCCUCGAAAUCACCGUCCGGCUGCUUCCCAUGGUCGUGAGCGGAGUGUUGGUCAACGUGGUCUGCGGCCUGGUCCUGCACCGCGUCAGCAAUAAGCUGCUCACCGGCAUCGGCGCGCUGGCGUAUACAGCUUCAUAUCUCAUCCUGAGCUUCAUGGAUGAAGACGCCGUCUACUGGGCGUUCAUUUUCCCGGCUUUGGUGCUUGUGGUUGUUGGGGCGGAUAUUCAGUUCAAUGUCACGAAUGUAUGUUGCCCUCUUCUUCUCCUUUUGUGUGAUUCCAUUAUACCGUUACAACCACUUGAAGUUGCUUCUUUUCUCUUUCUUUGGGGCAUGGCUAAAUCUACUAGAUGUACGUCAUGUCCUCCCUCCCCCUCCGACCAAUCCAUCGCCGGUGGCAUCUUCAACACCGUCAGCAAACUCUGCAACAACCUCGGCCUGGGCAUCGCAACCUCCAUCAACAGCGCCAUGACCCACCAGAUGAGUGCCUCGACACCCGCCAUCCGCCCGUACCUCGGUGUGUAUUGGUUUGCAGCAGCCGGCGCGGGGCUGUCGCUGGUUAUGGUGCCGUUCUUGACUCUCAAGACGCAGGGGAGUAAGAUUGAGAAAAAUCAGUCGGAGAUACAGCAACAAGAGAGUGGAGAGGGAGUAGUUGUCAGCUCGGAAGAUGCGGAGACGAGCCCUCAGACGGUGGAUAUCGUAAAACGGUGA
Penicillium alfredii is the source of this 1731-nucleotide messenger RNA. RefSeq lists its product as uncharacterized. Gene Ontology annotation, molecular function: transmembrane transporter activity. Lineage: Eukaryota; Fungi; Ascomycota; Eurotiomycetes; Eurotiales; Aspergillaceae. The coding region runs from base 1 to 1731 and encodes 576 amino acids. Gene Ontology annotation, biological process: transmembrane transport. Gene Ontology annotation, cellular component: membrane. The record is from RefSeq and is a predicted model, not a curated record. The transcript has 4 exons.